UUCCCCCAUUCCCCAGUUUCCGAUUCAUCUUGUCAUAUCGUCAUAAAAUUAUUAUAUUUUUGAUUUGCUAAAUUAUUUUCUUUUAUUUUUUGGUUAAUUUCGUGUUAUUUAUAUAAAUUCGAGUGACAGCAAAACCGGCCACUGAGUGGAAGUAAAAGGCUCCACGAGACCUUAGGUCUCGGCCUGUGGCCACCAAACGCGCCCAAGGCAAAAAAAAAUCAAAAUUUGUCAUAGGAAAAUCUCACAGUGUAGGUCAAUUAAAUUUCACAAUAUUUCUUUUUAACUGCCACAAUGUCUCAGUGGAACAACUCCUACAGUUACAACAACCAGUAUCAAGCCCCGAAUACCUGGAAUGGGGACUACAACACACAGUAUUUAAAUCAAUCCCAGUACUAUCCCAAUCCCAAUCCUAAUAGACAAUAUGAACCCAAUCGCCAGUAUGUUAGUUUUGAUGAGUUUGUAUCCCAAAUGCAAAUGUCUAAUGUUCCUGCAUCGAAUACUGCUAGCUUCAAUAACAUACAAUAUCAAAAUUAUCCAAAUGCUCAAUAUAACAAUAUCCCUAGUUAUCAAAAUGGGUCAACACCCCAGAACUCUCAGGCUGACUAUGCUUAUGGAUCGAGCACUGCCAAUUUUAGUAAUAAUGAAGAGGUCUACCAACCCAGUGUAAAUAAUCAGUAUAAUCAAGCACCAGAUAAAAAUAAUUACUCCAAUGAAGUGGUUUCUAAGUCAAAACUCACUCCAACUGCUACUGAAUUUGUGCCUAAAAGUUCUAACACAAAUGCUGUAAGUUCUCAUAAUGAACCAAUCCUAGAAUCGAAUUUAUCAAAUUUAGAAUUAAAUGGAUCAACAAGUAACUAUUCUAAGCCAUCUAGUUCGAAUAAUUGGAGAGAAAGACCUAAUAGCUCACAGCAGCGUAGCAACUCAUCUCAUUUAGAACCUUAUAGUCAAAAACAUUCUAAAAACCAAGAACCAAGCCGCAACAGUAAAUAUGAGUCAAAGAGUCAAAACCAGGAAUCUACUACUUACAAUGAACCUACUAAUCAGAACUCUAGAGAUAACUAUCAGAGAGAAUCCUCCAGUCGGACAAAUGAUAGCAACACUCGUAAUCGUAAAUCAAAAAACCGUCCAACUGAAAAUCAAGAUUCUACUUAUCGCAGACAAGAUAAUCAAGAAUACAACAGCAAAAAUAGAAACAGUGAUAAUCAGAACCAAGAUGUAAAAGACUCAGGUUACCGUAGACAGGAUAAAAAUCAAGAAUAUAAUCGGUCAAAUCGAAACAGCGACUAUAAUAGUCAUAACCAAGAUGCAAAGGAUUCCAGUUACCGUAGACAAGAUAAUCAAGAAUACAACAACAGAUCCAAUAGACACAGUGACCGUAAUUCUCACAACCAAGAUUCUAAAGAUACUAGUUACCGCAGACAAGACCAUCAAGAAUACAACAAUCGAUCAAAUAGACAUAAUGAUUACAAUACUCAGAUCCAAGAUCAAAAUCAAUAUAGUGAUCAAAAUGAUACUGAUUUUGGUGACUAUGAAGGGGGCCAAUCCAAAAACAACUCUAAGGCUAAAAACAAAGAGUCUGAUGUAUAUCGCACUUUUUAUAAUAGUUCAAUGCCUAAAGAUAGUCAGGAUGUAAGGAGCGGUAGAGGUGAAGGUUCAGGAAGAAAUCGUAAGUGGGCUGGCACUCAGAGGCUCAGGGCUCCAGAGCGUACAGAAGAUGAACAAUAUGCUAACUCGUAUGCACCAUAUAGAGAGGAAAAGUUCAAAGACACUGCACCAAGCCCUAUUAAAGGAAAAAAUAGGCCAAUCAGUAAUCAUGUAGGAGCGAAUCCAGAUAUGACCCAAAGGGAACGGCUCAGCGAGCAAUUAGACAAGGGAACAUUAGAAUGUCUAGUUUGCUGCGAGCGAGUGAAGCAGACAGACUCUGUAUGGUACUGCAGCAACUGUCACCAUGUGCUGCAUCUGCGCUGCAUUCGCAAGUGGGCUAUGAGCAGUUUGGUUGAAAGCAAAUGGCGUUGUCCAGCUUGUCAAAACACAAACCAGGACAUUCCAACAGAGUACCGUUGCAUGUGCGGCUCUGUACGCAAUCCUGAAUAUCAGAGAGGAUCGAACGGUGCCCACACUUGCGGACAGUCGUGUUCACGGACGAGGAACUGUACGCAUCCUUGCACGCUGCUUUGUCAUCCUGGCCCAUGCCCACCCUGUCAGGCCACUGUCAUCAAGCAAUGUGGUUGUGGAGCAGAAACUCGUUCAGUGAUGUGCAGCAGUAAACUAGCCCAGGUGUGUGGGCGCGAAUGUAAACGGAAGCUUGAAUGUGGAGUCCAUCUCUGUAGUAAAGAAUGCCACGAAGGGCCCUGUGAUCCUUGUACUGAAACAGUGACACAAGUAUGCCAUUGCCCGGCCGCCAAGUCUCGCUCGGUGCCAUGUGCGGCGGACACAGGGGCGUACGACACUUGGUCGUGCGAGUCCUCCUGCGGACGGGUGUUGUCGUGCGGCGCGCACGUGUGCCGCUCGCCCUGCCACCCACCUCCCUGCCCCCUGUGCCCCUUACGCCCCGAAAACGUGCUCGCCUGCCCCUGCGGACACACCAGAAUCAGUAAAGAUCAACGCAAAACUUGUACGGACCCGAUACUGCUGUGUGGGAACAUCUGCGCCAAGCCGCUCUCCUGUGGCCCGGUCGGAGACAAACAUUUUUGUAAGGAGAAAUGCCAUGAAGGAGAAUGCCGCGUAUGCCCUGACAGCACGUUGCUCCAGUGUCGCUGUGGACACUCAAGCCGCGAAGUGCCUUGUGCUGAUCUUCCCGAGAUGCAGAAUAAUGUGCUAUGCCAGAGGAAGUGUAAUAAGAAAUUAUCAUGCGGUCGUCACAGGUGUAGAACGGUGUGUUGUGACGCGCAGUCGCACAGAUGCGCGGUGGUAUGCGGACGCACGUUGUCUUGUCAACUGCAUCGCUGCGAGGAGUUCUGUCACACAGGACACUGCGCGCCUUGUCCUAGAGUCAGUUUCAACGAGCUCCAUUGCGAAUGUGGUACAGAGGUCAUUAUGCCCCCUGUCCGGUGUGGAACCAAACCUCCUCCUUGCAACUCACCCUGUAGAAGGGAGAGACCCUGUGGUCAUCCCCCACACCACAGCUGCCACUCUGGCGACUGUCCCCCGUGCGUGGUGCUCACCACCAAGAGCUGCUAUGGACGACACGAGGAACGUAAAACCAUUCCAUGUUCGCAAGAGGAGUUCUCGUGCGGUCUGCCGUGCGGCAAGCCGCUGCCGUGCGGUAAGCACUCCUGCAUCAAGACCUGUCACAAGGGCUCCUGUGACGCUGGCAAAUGCACCCAGCCGUGUAUGGAGAAGCGGCCCAGCUGCGGACACCCGUGCUCUGCGCCGUGCCACUCCAGCGGCGGCGGCACGUGCCCGAGCGGCGUGGCGUGCCGGCGCCCUGUCACCGCCACGUGCCCCUGCGGCCGCCGCAAGGCCGAGCGCGCCUGCGUCGACAACGCGCGGGACUAUGCCAAAUUGAUGAGUACCUUAGCCGCUUCCAAGAUGCAAGAAGGCGGUACGGUGGAUUUAUCAGAUGUACAACGACCAGGUUCCAUGCUUAAAACGUUGGAAUGCGACGAAGAGUGUUACGUGGAAGCCCGAAGCAGGCGCCUAGCUUUGGCCUUGCAGUUGCGGAACCCAGAUGUCUCUGCGAAACUAGCGCCGCGGUACAGCGAGCACCUGCGCCAAACGGCUGCCAGGGAACCCUCCUUCGCGCAACAAGUGCACGAGCGACUGACGGAGCUAGUGCAGCUAGCUAAAAAGUCUAAGCAGAAGACCAGAGCGCACUCGUUCCCGUCGAUGAACCGCCAGAAGCGGCAGUUUAUUCACGAGCUGUGCGAGCACUUCGGCUGCGAGAGCGUGGCCUACGACGCCGAGCCCAACCGGAACGUGGUUGCCACGGCCGACAAGGAGAAGUCAUGGCUGCCAGCGAUGAGCGUACUAGAAGUGCUGGCGCGGGAGGCGGGGAAACGCAAAGUGCCGGGCCCCGUGCUGCGCACCCUGACGCAGCUGGCGCCCGCCGCGCCCGCCGCCACGCCGCUCACCACUGCCGCAUCCAAAUCGUCCGGCGGAUGGGCAACGCUCACGACGACGAAUGCCUGGGCAGCGCGCAGCCAGCCCAAGCAGCUGCCCAAGCAACCGACGCAGGAAGCGAAGAUAGACUACUUCGACAACCCGCCCGACAACUAACCUAGUUCAAUUCCACGCGACCAGAUGAGUGUAUACCUUUAGAGAAUUAUAUCCCAGAAGACAUAGUUCGAAUCCUGCCCGUUCUGCAAUUUUUGAUAUUUAUUUAAAAUUAUUCAGUCCUUAGUGUUGGUGGUACACUAUCAUAAAAAUAAUAAAUAGUGAAAAAGCAAUAUGUCCUUUCUCAUCCAAAGAGCUGCAUUGUAAUAUGGGCCUUUGAAAGUAGUAUCGAUAAUAAUUACUGCAGUGUCGCUACUAGGUGGCAUUAACAGUCGCUUCUGUACUGAGUGAACAUAUGUCGAAUUGUGAAAGUGGCCUAGCGGUCAAGGCGUCGGGCGCGAAUCCCAGAAAACUUAGGUUCGAAUUCUGAUAUGUAUUUAAAAAUUAUCUGGAUAAACAAAGUUCUUUGUAUGUUUUCCCCCCAAUCUUUGAUACAGCGCCGAAGCGAUUUAAAUGUACCAUAGAACAUAUAAAGGUGCUUGCUAUUUGCUCAAAUAUUUCCGAAUGAUAAUAAAUUAAUAACCACACGAUCGGGUAUAUUGCACUCAUCUGUGUCCUUAUUUUAUAAGAACACUUACAAGUGGUAUCAAUUUGAGAGUAUUACUGGACAGCCCUUUCUUGUGAUUUUUUAUUAAAAAUAAUGUAAAAAUAAAUGUACCAGUGACAAUACUUUACCUGGCUAAUAAUAAUGGGAAGAAUAAUAGUGGGAAGUCAUUUUGUACGGACUAUAAAUCUUUGAACCCACCCAUGUAUCAUUGAAACCACAUAUUUUUACGGAAAUUGGACAAACCACAGACGAUAUUAGUUUUAAGACACAUUGACUUUGAUUGAUAUUAAAACUAGAUGAUGCCCGCGACUCCACCCACAAAGGUUUUAAUUUUUAUAAAUCCCAAGGGAACUCUUUGAUCUUCCUGAACACAAAGUAGCCUGUGUCCAUCCCUGGCAUGCAAAUUAUAUCAAAAUCUUAUUAUGUAUCUAAAAAUUGAUAAAACGGAUGGGCCGUGAAUAGAUUGCAGACAGACAGACACGCUUGUAUUUAUAAUAUUAUAUGGCAUAUUGACAAUACGCUCAGGCAUCGUUCAGCCAUUAAAAAAAUGAAUUUUUCCAGAAACAUUCUCACCCUGAUAUCACAUGUAAGUUGAUGAUAUUUAGUGUCAAUUUUUAUGUAUCCUUAUUGGUAAUGUAACGAAAUAUAUUUGAUUUGAUGUGUAUAUAAAUGUGUUAUUACUAUGUGUUAUUACUUCGCAAUAAUCUGUUAUCACACAAAACCCAGAUUUAAUUAUUUAAUUAAAAAUAUGCCCAUGAAAUCACGUCUAUCCGUGUUCAUCCGUUGCGACGUAAUUGAAGGACAAACCAAUAAACCAACUACCCAACAAACACACUUUCGCAUUCAUAAUAUGUUUUGCCAAAUUAGUAAUCAGUGAGUGAGUCAGGACUUUUCUCUUUAAACAUAUUAUGUAUUGAUAUUAUAAAUGGAAUAAGUAUAACAGAUUAUUGUAAAGUAAUUUGUAUUAUCUCUUUUGCUUGCGUGGUUAUGUUGAAUUUACGGAGAUCGAUGUGUACCGAAUAUCAUAAAGGUCAUAGCACACAUAUCAACUCGGAAAGAGAUCAUCACCGCAUCAACUCGAGCUGUCCAGUGUUCUUUGUAUGAAAAGCCUUACUGCAACGCACACUAAUCGAAAUCGUAGCGUAAUCGCCUCGCCUCGGGACAAGCUCACUGCGGUCAACUUGCAGUAGCCGCGCCUACGGCUCAUCGUACUCGCGCUUACGAUUUUCCAUACGUCGCUUCGUCCACACUGGCCUGUGUGCGGUCAGCAAGCUGUAAGCGCGGCGUCGCCUAGCUGAAGCCGAGUUGACGGACCGAAGCUGCUGACCCACUUUUACAUUAACGUUAACGGUUGGUUGACGGCGAGGCGAAAGGCGAUACGGCGAUGAUCCCUUUCCGAGAUAUGUGUGCUGUCACCUUAAUACUUAAUAUAUUUGAUGUAAAAAAUUAUCUGUAACUUCAUCAAAAAAAAAAUAUAUAUAUAAAGUACACCGGUCUUUCGAUGUCAUAAAUGAACGCGUGCAUACGACCAACUUUUGUUUCUGCAACAGUUUUGUCUCCCACAUCAAGUUUUAUGAGUAGAGACGUUUUGUGAUAAGAUUUGUGUGUCUCAAAGUAGUAAAAAAACCCGGUCAAUUACGUGUCUGAUUCGCACACGAACGUUUCCAUACUAUAGUACAAAAAAUAACACUUAAUUUUUUUUGUGAUGUAAUUAAAAUGUAAUGUAAAUUCACGAGUUUUUGGAUUUUCUCCUUUACUUGUACUAAAGACAUUGCUACCUGCCAAACUUCAUGAUUCUAGGUCAACGGGAAGUAUCCUCUAGGUUUUGAUUCUCUUGAUGGGUCUUGACAAACUGACAAAUCAGUGGUUAGUGGUAAGGUUCCUUUUUUCUCAGAUACGGAACCCUAAAACAAAUCAUCAUUUCAUCUAGUGCACUGUAAUAUUUUAUUUAGAAUAAACGUCGCUUUGACUUCAUCGCAGUAUGCAUUUGAGCUUUUGAAAGUACACGCACGUUGCUAAAUGCUAUGCAAUUUUUAUAAUAGCUACUUAUAACUUUAGAGAAGGAUACCAAACUGUUCGGAGACUAAAGUUGUUUGUGUGUGCAAACCCUUACUGUAAUUUAUCAAUUAGCAAUUCGUUAUUACUUAUUACUAACAUAUUUUAUUAAGAACACUUUUCCUUUUAUUAACCUAUUUUAUAUUAAGAUGACUUUUCCGUUAUUAGAAUUAAAUGAUGAUGCACUAAAUGCUCGGAGUGUAUUCUCACUUUGAUUGGUAUUGCAGUAACUUUAAAAAAUGCAAAAAAGUUCUUCUUUUAAUCUAAUAAUUUGAACUUCCAAGUAUAAGAAAUUAAUAAGAAUAAAAUAUGUGUUCAGCACAAAGAAGUAGAUGAAUUUCAUGUUUAGGUAUUUAAUGGGAAACCUGUAAUCAUUUUAUAAGAAAAAUAAACCUAGAAUAAGAAAAUUAUUUAUAGUGUUUAGUUAUCGAUUGUAUAAAGUAAAUUAUAAUUUAUUUGUAUAAUACAUAGUUACCGUAUUACAUGAAAAUUUAACACAAUUUUUCGGUCAUUUCAUAUACAGAUUUUGUAUCCGACUUCCGUCAUCCGUAUCUCUCCGUCAUCCGUGAGAAUAUCUCGGAUGUGCCUCUGAUUCAAAUCGGACCAUUGACGUAUAUAUGUUAAAGAUGUGCACUAGCUUGGAUUUGGAUCAGAGACCGUAUUAGUGCGUAAGCAAUAUCCGAGUUCGGUCCGAGUUUUUUAUAUCCGUAUUUUCACGGAUUCGGAUCGGAGCCUUAACCGCUCUUACGGCUUAAUUUUAUUAAUAAAAAUCAAUCUAUCAGUAGACAGUCGAUAAGUUAGAUAUAACAAUGUUAUUUGUUAAAAAAGAUCAUACUUAUAGUACGUGACAGGUUGAAAUGGCAAUCGGGGUAUGAGGCGGGGGUCGCUCCGCACACCCGCACGUCACCCGCGCUCGCCCGCAGCAGGCUAACCUCUCGCACACUACACAAUUUUUGAUAAAUAACAACGUUGCAAUGUGACUUAUCAACAGAAGAUAUUAUUAAUUUCGGUCAUUAGACAGUUUUAGCGCAAGUGUUCUAAAUACUGUCGCUGCAUAUGCAAAAUUCGCUAAGUAUGUAUUUUUAGGAUGUUCGUUUUUGAUGUCAUUUUGUUUGGUUUCAAAAGGCGUGUGUACAUGUAGAAAUCCGUUCUUUAGCAUGUGUGCUAGUUCAAGAGAUAAUCUUUUUAGCUAUGUGAAUUUGAUCUAAAAGUAAAUCAUAUUUUUUCAAAAAAUUUAAGUUUAAGUCUCCUGAAAACUUGUGAAUACACACACGCAUAGCGGAAUUUUCAUGCGCAGUGACGAUGUAGCCAAUCACAAAGUUCAUAAUUCAGUAACUCUUACUGCCGUAAAUUACGUACUGUUAUCUAAUUAUAAAUUAGUAGUAGUAGUUUUUGAAUCAGAUUAUAAAUAUCCAUUCAAGUCAUAUCUGAAAAUUAAAGAUGAAAGAUCCACAUGAUCUCUUCAAAGUAAUACGGUAAACUAUAGGUACUGAACCAUUAUAUUCUUUUAUGAAAAUAUUUUUGUCUCAUCAGUAUUUAUAAUUUACUAUAAUAUGUAACUCGUAUGUUAUACUUACAGCUUUGGAUUUUCUUUUUUACUUUUUUUUAAAUAUGUGUAUUGUGAUAUAUUCCUUUCAAUGUUCUACUUUUUGUUUUAUAGUUACCUAUCAAGAAAAUAAUAUGAAGGGUUUAUUCUUAUGACUAAUAUAGUAAUAUUAUACCUACCUAAUAAAUAUACCUGCAUCUUAAAUUAUCUGUUGUACAGGCGAUAUGUGUAAUAAAAUGUUACAUAUUUGUUAA
Maniola jurtina (meadow brown) is the source of this 8617-nucleotide messenger RNA. RefSeq names its product protein shuttle craft (gene stc). Gene Ontology annotation, molecular function: RNA polymerase II transcription regulatory region sequence-specific DNA binding; DNA-binding transcription factor activity, RNA polymerase II-specific; zinc ion binding. The transcript has 18 exons. Gene Ontology annotation, cellular component: nucleus. The record is from RefSeq and is a predicted model, not a curated record. Lineage: Eukaryota; Metazoa; Arthropoda; Insecta; Lepidoptera; Nymphalidae. The coding region runs from base 292 to 4218 and encodes 1308 amino acids. Gene Ontology annotation, biological process: negative regulation of transcription by RNA polymerase II.